This is a messenger RNA of Manduca sexta (tobacco hornworm), 1907 nucleotides long. Its product is annotated as protein ELYS-like. NCBI's taxonomy places the organism in Eukaryota, Metazoa, Arthropoda, Insecta, Lepidoptera, Sphingidae. The record is from RefSeq and is a predicted model, not a curated record.
GUAAGGAUGAAGGCAAAAAGGGACCAUAUAAGGGUCACAGUUGUUCAAUACAUUCCACAAUUAGGCAGUUUGGCCGUUGGGUACAAUUUUGGAGCAUUUCAAAUAUGGAACAUGUUAAAUUUGGAAUUGGAGUUCACUUCACAAGUCAAUGUUGAGUGCUUACCAGUGACGCAUUUUGGAUUUCAGGAGCCCUGUGAUGAUCCAAGAGCAUUUUGCUACUUAUGGGUUAUAUUUUCGGUCAUAGAUCGACUUGAAGAGGAAGAGUUUCCUUUGGCUGUGAUGUAUUCUUUAACAUAUCAGGGCAAACGGAUGCUGUCUGACACUAAGUGCUUGUAUCAGGAAUUCUCAAAUGCUACAAUAAGAUUUCAAUUAGAACAGGUGCCGAUUGAAAAUACCCUUCUUGGUGGUAAAUGUGUAUCUUGUAACACAUAUUCUGUGAAUUCUACACUGGGAGCCGAAGGUGAAGAUAGUAUGCUGAAUAUAUGUCAGUUGGUAUGGGAAUGUUGGGGUGAUAAUGCAAACUUCACAACACAAUACGGAAUGCUUUUGUUUGAUUUAGAUCAAUGGUAUAAAGAUCAAAUGCCAGCGACAUAUCGCUUGGAAAGCAAUGCAUUCAUGAGCACUACUUGGUGUUCUGAGCUCGGGAAUGGAUCUAACACGACACUGGACGUGCGGCUCGAUCCAAACUCUGUGUCCGUAUACUGUCACGCCACUAGACUGGAGGAGCAUUUCUAUCCAAAUUCACUUCAGUACAACGUGGUAUCGAUGAGCGCGUGCGGGUCGGCGGUGCUGGGCACGGCGGGCAUCCAGCGGCAGCUCGUGUCGUCGCUGGACGCGUGCGGGCCCGGCGCGCUGCUGCGCCCGCGCGCGCUGCACGCCGCCUGCCUCGCCGCCGGCCUCGCGCCCGCGCAUGCGCACGCCGCGCGCGCCGACGAGCCCGACCAACAGCGUCGUUUCCUGCUGUCGGUGGCCCUGGAGGCGCGGCUGUCGCGUUUCCUGAAGCGUUGCGCUCACGAUUGGGCCACGGGCAGCCACAGCGGGGCGGGCUGCACUCUUACAUUCCUGGUGGACUGGUGUUGGACAAGAGCUAUAGAACUGAAAGAAAAUGCCAAAGAGCUCACAGCACCAUUGUUUGGGGUUUCGGUAUAUGUUUCUAGGAACGUGGUGCGAUGUCUGGAACAUUGUGUUCAGCAACUCACGCAAUUGACAGGGUUGUUGGACGCCAUUCUGACUAAAUGCUGUAACCUGGUUGUGCCUGACGCCCUCAGCGAGAUGGAGGAGAAGUACAAAGGUAUAGGCACAGUAUCACUGUACUUCCAAGUGGUGCAGUGGUUCCUGCGCGUGGGCCUGCUGCCGGAGACACGACGCGUACGGGCGCUGCCCUACCCCGCGCAUCAGCUCUACACCAUUUAUAAUAAGAGACGUCUAAAACUGAAUCGCCUGCAAGACAGUGGCGCGUCAGAUGACAACAGUGUCAGAAAGCCAUGUUCCCUGCUCUACAUAGAUCAACUCAUUGAUCAUGAAUUCGGUGGCGAGAGGAUUCAUCAAUUAUGGAUGAAGGGCGGCAGUGAGUGCCACGGGCUGUACCCGCCGCCGUCGCUGUACUCGCUGCUGCGGCUCUACCUGCUGCCCGACAUCGCGGACGAGCACAAACACUCACUCGUCCUGUAUCUGCUCGUCGACUACUCUAUGGUCUAUGAUGACGUCAGGUACGAAGCAGUAAUCCGCAGGCUGAUGCAGUUUCCCACCAUGUUCGGUUUGAGCAACACCGCCAGCGUUAAAGCGACGCAGGCGUUCUGGCACCUCGACCACAGGGACUUCGAUGUGAGUUGUGGCCUUGCACGAUACAAUGUUACAUCAUGGCGAGGUUAUAUCAUAUCAUGUUUGUUAACAGUUUGAGUCGUAAG